This is a messenger RNA of Aspergillus luchuensis, 321 nucleotides long. RefSeq lists its product as uncharacterized. Lineage: Eukaryota; Fungi; Ascomycota; Eurotiomycetes; Eurotiales; Aspergillaceae. The coding region runs from base 1 to 321 and encodes 106 amino acids. The transcript has a single exon. The record is from RefSeq and is a predicted model, not a curated record.
AUGACUCCUUGGGCCCAGCCUGUAGGCCACGACCGGCUGCAAACCUGGAAGGCCGGCGGCACAAUGGCUUUGACCAUUCAUCGGCUCGUUUCCCUAGUCCAUAAGGCGAAGGAUUCGCGCUGUCUUCCUCGCGAUGACCGGGGCGCAGAAAGUUUGUUGUUGUUACUAGGCUCGUAUCGUGCCUGCUCAGAUGCAAAGGAAGCUCUGUCGCAUGAGCCAAGCCAAGUACUAGUGAGUUUACUUCCUAAGCCACAAACUAAGAACUUGAUAGCCACACAGAGAAUCUUUUUUGUCAAGCAACUUUGGAUGACAGCCUUGUGA